Messenger RNA from Gymnodraco acuticeps, 1902 nucleotides. It is a transcript of the gene cyth3b, whose product is annotated as cytohesin 3b. Gene Ontology annotation, molecular function: guanyl-nucleotide exchange factor activity. The coding region runs from base 316 to 1500 and encodes 394 amino acids. Lineage: Eukaryota; Metazoa; Chordata; Actinopteri; Perciformes; Bathydraconidae. Gene Ontology annotation, biological process: regulation of ARF protein signal transduction. The record is from RefSeq and is a predicted model, not a curated record. The transcript has 13 exons.
UAGUGGAGUGAAGGCGUAGUUGUAGGGAUAAGGAUAACACGCUCGUCCACUGUGGGCAAAAGACGCGGCUGCUGCUACAGACACACAGCGCGCACUGACUGACGGGAACCGGGGGGACUGCCUCACCACUGUGAGGCGUAAAUGGACACAACAUUUCUCAAAAGAAAGACGCUGCCCGCAAAACGACCUGUGUCCCAAAUGCGUCCUGGAAAUUAAUUCGCGUAUUUGCUGUAUAUCAGAUCCCCUUUUCCACCCUGCACAACGGAAGUUUCUCUGACCGAUUUUUGGAGGAUCUUUCAUUUAUAGGCUGCAAACAUGGAAGAGGACAACCAAGUACCCCAGGACCUGUCUUUGGAGGAAAGAGAUGAGCUGUCGAACAUACGACGCAGGAAAAAAGAGCUUCUUGAUGAUAUUGAACGGCUGAAGUUUGAGAUUUCCGAGGUAAUGACUGAGAUUGAGCAGCUUACUUGCGUGGGGGAGAGUAAGACAACACAAAGAAAUAAACAGAUCGCCAUGGGGAGGAAGAAGUUCAAUAUGGACCCUAAAAAGGGGAUCCAGUUUCUUCUGGAGAACGAUCUUCUCCAGCACACCCCAGAGGACGUCUCUCAGUUCCUCUACAAAGGCGAGGGGCUCAACAAAACAGUCAUCGGGGACUACUUAGGGGAACGGGAUGACUUUAACCUCAAGGUCCUCCAGGCGUUUGUGGAGCUUCAUGAGUUUGCAGACCUCAACCUCGUACAAGCCUUACGGCAGUUUCUGUGGAGCUUCAGACUUCCUGGCGAAGCCCAGAAGAUUGAUCGUAUGAUGGAGGCGUUUGCAUCCAGAUACUGCCAAUGUAAUCCUGGCGUCUUCCAGUCCACAGACACCUGCUAUGUCCUAUCAUUUGCCAUCAUUAUGCUGAACACAAGCCUGCACAAUCCCAACGUCAGAGACAAGCCCCCCGUGGAGCGCUUCAUCUCCAUGAACAGAGGGAUCAAUGAGGGGGGAGACCUCCCAGAGGACCUACUCAGGAAUCUAUUCGACAGCAUCAAGAGCGAACCCUUUAAGAUCCCAGAGGAUGAUGGGAAUGACCUGACGCACACAUUCUUCAACCCAGACAGAGAGGGCUGGCUGCUUAAAUUAGGGGGCCGAGUGAAAACCUGGAAGCGAAGGUGGUUCAUCCUGACUGACAACUGCCUCUACUACUUUGAAUACACAACUGACAAAGAGCCUCGUGGGAUUAUCCCGCUGGAGAAUCUGAGCAUCAGGGAGGUGGAGGAGCCCAGGAAACCUAACUGUUUCGAGCUCUAUAAACCUAACCACAAGGGCCAGGUGAUCAAAGCCUGCAAGACGGAGGCAGAUGGGCGUGUCGUCGAGGGAAACCACGUGGUGUACAGGAUAUCAGCGCCCACGCCAGAAGAGAAAGAGGAGUGGAUUAAAUCCAUCAAGGCCAGCAUCAGCAAAGACCCUUUCUACGACAUGCUGGCCACCAGGAAGAGACGCAUCGCCAACAAGAAGUGAAGAGGGACAAUCUUCUCAACCUCCAGCUCCUCCAUCUUUCUCUCCCACACAUAAACUACACACGCUGAAAAGCUGGUUCACACAAAAAAAGACCCUGGAUAUGAACCUCAGUUUCUCCCCUGGACGGUGUGCACUGCUGGGGAGACACCCCACUGCUGAGGGGACAGCAGAGUUUCAGGAAACUCAAAUGUGUGGACUCUUGCCUGGAGCAACACAUGAACAACCAACAGCCAGUUUGUUUCUCCUCCAUCUCAUACACACCCCCCUACCUCCCCCUCUCAUGGCCAUCACAUGUUGUAGGUCUCUCUAAAGCACAACUGCCAUGUUUCAGGUGCACAUGCAUGCAUGUGGACUAAUAUUAUGUGUGCGUGUGUGUGUGUGUGUGUGUGUGUGUGUGUGUGU